This is a messenger RNA of Adineta steineri, 1884 nucleotides long. The record is from the annotation of a GenBank genome assembly. NCBI's taxonomy places the organism in Eukaryota, Metazoa, Rotifera, Eurotatoria, Adinetida, Adinetidae.
AUGCAAAAAUUAACGACUGGUGCUUUAAUGCGUUUUGCCAAAAAUAAUGCUUGUGGUGAACAACCUAUUUUACAAGUGCUGAAUAUUAAAUUAAUGGAUUCAAAGCCAGUCAAUGAAUCUUCAAUGGUGACAUCUAGUCAAAAUAAGAAAAUUCAACGUUAUCGACUUAUUCUAUCCGAUGGCAAAUAUUUUUUACCUUCUUGUGUUUUAACUGUACAAUUGAAUGAAUUAGUACUAAAUGGUCAAUUACAAGAAUAUUCUAUUAUUCGACUUGAUCGUUAUUUACGUAGUGAUCUUAAAGGACAAACAGCAAAAAUGAUUCUACAAAUCCUUCAAUUAACAGUUUUGGAUAUUACUACACAUAAAAUUGGAAAUCCUGUUUCACUAUUAACAGCUGAUUUAAAUGAAAAUGAUAAUGGAACUGUAACAACUACUAAAGAUGUUUUACAACCAAAAGUUAUUGGUUCAGUUCUGAAACGUCCAAUAGUUGCAAUAACAAAUGAACAACCUUUACUUCCUCCUCUACAAUCUACAAUAACAAUAACAAAAAUGGAUAUUGAUUCUAUCAAAACUAAUCGUUUAUUUAAAAUUGAAACACUUAAUCCUUUUCAGAACAGAUGGACAAUUCAAGUUCGUGUUGCCUAUAAAAAACCAGUUCGUGCAUUUUCAAAUGGUGAAGGACGAUUAUUUAGUUGUGAUUUAAUUGAUGAAACAGGUGAAAUACGUGCAACUGGUUUUGGUGAUGAAUGUGAUAGAUUUGAACCAAUGCUUAUCGUUGGCAAUAUUUAUUACAUAACACAAGCACAAAUAAAAUAUGCUAAUAAACAAUUUAAUACACUUAAUAAUGAUUUUGAAAUGACAUUUAAUAAUGAAACAAUCAUCGAAACAUGUAUAGAUAAUAUUUCAAGUAUUCCAGUACAACAUUUACAUUUUAUUUCAAUUGAUCAAAUACAAAAUAUGGAAAAUAACUCAUUUAUUGAUGUUAUUGGUAUAGUAAUGAAUAUCAACGAUAUUGUUCAUGGUAAAAGUAAACAAAACAAAGAUUAUACAAAACGUGAUAUUCUUAUCCUUGAUCAAACUGGUCAAAUUAUAGUUACACUAUGGUAUCAAAUGGCUGAAAAUUUUCCAAUGUCAUCUAUUCGAACUAUAAUUAUGUUAAAAGGUGUCUGUGUAAAUGAUUUCAAUGGAGGUCGAACAUUAUCUGUUCUUGGUAGUACACAAUUAACAAUUGAUCCAGAUUUACCAUUAGCUCAUGAUCUUCGUCGAUGGUAUCUUGAAGAAGGAAUGAAUAUUGAAAUGACAGAUCUUACAGCUCAAUCAACUAAUCAAGAAACUAUUCCAUGGAAAACAUUAGCUCAAGUAACUGAAUAUGGAACAAAUGUCUCAUCAACUGGUAAUGGUGAACUCUGUCGAGUUAAAGGUGUAUGUGUACAUGUACGACAUGAUCCUGUUUAUAAAGCUUGUACUCGUAUUGAUUGUAAAAAGAAAUUACAAGAAAAUAAUGAUGGAACAUAUUAUUGUUCAAAAUGUGAUUUACAUUAUGAAGAUUAUAAAUUACUUUAUAUGGCAAGUAUUCUUUUAUCGGAUUCAACUGGUUAUCAAUGGGUUAAUUUUUUUGAAAAAGAAAGUGAAAUUUUAUUUGGUUUUCCAGCUGAACAAUUUCCAAUUGGAAAAACAAAAGAUGAUGAAGAUAAAGCUUAUCAAAAAUUAAUAAGUAUAUGUGGAGAAGAAAAAUUAUUUCUUAUUCGAGUUAAAUCAACUCGUUAUAAUAAUCAUGAUCGACUUCAAUUUACAUGUGUAGGCGUUGAAUCUGUUGAUGCUCAUCUUAUGUGUCGUUUAUAUCUCGAAGAUAUUGGUAGAAUGUGUCGUCUUUCAUCGAAUUAG